UUUAGCUCAAACGGUUGCAUCCAAGCGGAUGCACUCUGCCUAGGUAAGCUGCAGGCUCCCCUUCACGGAGUCAGCAACGUUCCUGUUGCAAAUGUCCUGGGCUAUGUCGAAGCAACUUGUCUGUCUUGAAGAGCCAGCCUACGGUGAUUAUCUCGAUUGCCUUUUCCAAGGCAGUAUGGGGCCUUGCUCUCUUUGGCAGGAGGUUUAGAAAAUAACGUUGCUGCAUUUGUCAUGGUCAGCUUACCAAUGAUAUCAUUGUGUUCUCGUCAUUCAAGGCAAUGGCUAUGUUUCUGGAGGAUUUAAGGCUGUGCCAGUCGAUGCUGAGCCCAAGUGCGACAGUGUCGAUCACCUGUCUGUAUUUCAUUCGCAAUGGAGCAGUUUGAAUUUCACCCCGCUUCCACAUCUUUCAAUCGUGUAUGGUCGACUCUCGAGCCGGGCGUCGAUGAACUAGUCCUCAACGAGGACUCGCAGACAGGCAGACGUACAACAUUACAGCGAUGGCAGCCUGGCGCCGGCAAUCAGCAGGACAUUUUCAUCCACGACUACGUUGAGGAGAUUUUCAUGGUUGAGGGUGAUUUGUACGACCAGAAUCUGCAGCAGGGUUGGGAGAAGGGCGCGUAUGCGUACCGAAAGCCUGGGAUGCGGCAUGGUCCUUUCAAGAGCGAGGGCGGAUGUUUGAUGUUUAUUGUGUGUAUCCCUGUGAAUGCGAAUGGCAAAGAGGCUGGCGAUAGAGUCUGACGGGUAGCUGCAUUAUUCCCGUUGGGAUUUUUGUAUUCUGCAGCUCAAAAGGUCUCUGCUGUGCCUUGCAUGCGUAUGAUUUCCGUGAUUCAAUAUGGGGUCGGGAUGGGAUCGGAAAAGAGGGCGUUUAGGGCCGGGGCCGAAGUCCGGGUUUGGUUCUCGGUCUUGACGAGACUACACAGAUUACUCCUGCAAAGACAAUCAAUUUGAUGUUUCAGUGGACGGCAACUCAUAAGGCAAAAUAUCAUGCAUAUAUGUGUACAAUAUAUGGUACUGAAUCUCGAUGUCUGUUCCCAGGUGCUUGGUGUGAAUCGAGGGCAGAUCAAAUGGAACG
This is a messenger RNA of Fusarium verticillioides 7600, 1072 nucleotides long. RefSeq lists its product as hypothetical. The transcript has a single exon. NCBI's taxonomy places the organism in Eukaryota, Fungi, Ascomycota, Sordariomycetes, Hypocreales, Nectriaceae. The coding region runs from base 370 to 738 and encodes 122 amino acids. The record is from RefSeq and is a predicted model, not a curated record.